Messenger RNA from Leptonychotes weddellii (Weddell seal), 993 nucleotides. It is a transcript of the gene OR10G6, whose product is annotated as olfactory receptor family 10 subfamily G member 6. Gene Ontology annotation, molecular function: G protein-coupled receptor activity; olfactory receptor activity. The record is from RefSeq and is a predicted model, not a curated record. Lineage: Eukaryota; Metazoa; Chordata; Mammalia; Carnivora; Phocidae. Gene Ontology annotation, biological process: G protein-coupled receptor signaling pathway. Gene Ontology annotation, cellular component: membrane.
AUGGGCCUUGAGCUUUCCCUUCCGCUACUUCUUCUGGCAGAUGUGAACAGCAAGGAAAUGCACAGUGGAAACCAGACUGCUGUGUCUCACUUCAUUUUGGUGGGCCUGCACCACCCACCACAGCUGGCGGUGCCACUCUUCCUGGCUUUCCUAGUCAUCUAUGCCCUCACCGUCUCUGGCAAUGGGCUCAUCAUCCUCACCGUCUUGGUGGACACCCAGCUCCACCGCCCCAUGUACUGGUUCCUGUGUCACCUCUCCUUCUUGGACAUGACCAUCUCCUCUGUCAUUGUCCCCAAGAUGCUGGCUGGCUUUCUCUUGGAUAGCAGGGUUAUCUCCUUCGGAGGCUGUGUAAUCCAACUUUUUUCUUUCCAUUUCCUGGGCUGUACUGAAUGCUUCCUCUACACGCUCAUGGCUUAUGAUCGUUUCCUGGCCAUUUGCAAGCCUUUACAUUAUGCCACCAUUAUGACCCGCAAUGUCUGUAACUUCCUGGCUUUUGGCACCUGGCUGGGAGGCACCGUCCACUCACUCUUCCAAACAAGCUUCAUAUUCCGGCUGCCUUUCUGUGGUCCAAACCGGGUAGACUACUUCUUCUGUGACAUUCCUGCCAUGCUGCAUCUAGCCUGUGCUGACACCACCAUCAAUGAGCUGGUCACUUUUGUGGACAUUGGGUUCCUGGCCCUCACCUGCUUUAUGCUUAUCCUCACUUCCUAUGGGUAUAUAGUGGCCGCCAUCCUGCGAAUGCAGUCCAUCGAUGGGCGUCACAACGCCUUCUCCACCUGUGCCGCCCACCUGACCGUUGUCAUUGUUUACUAUGUGCCCUGCACCUUCAUUUACCUUCGUCCUGGUUCUCAGGAACCCCUGGAUGGUGUGGUUGCUGUCUUCUACACGGUCAUCACUCCCUUGCUCAACCCCAUCAUCUACACACUCCGUAACAAAGAGAUGAAGACAGCAUUGUGGAGGCUGGCAGGUCGCAGAGAUGUGCAGCCUCACUGA